CCGAGGCAUAUGGGCCAUAAUUCGAUAUUCGGCAUCUGGUGUUGUUGCAGGGAAAAUGAGCACGUGAGUAUGCCCACGGCCCGUAACGGACCGUGCUACUUGUAUUGCCAAAAGCCCUCUUCCCCAUCGGAAACGGAAGCUGCUUCCCCGAGCGAGGAUAACGAAACCAACAGAGCUUCUCUACGCCAAUCCAUAGAGCUUGAGAAGAAGCUAGAAACGGUAAUAAGGAGCUAUUUACGUUAUUUCCAUGCAGAGCACAAUUGCAUUCGCUAUCACGGAUAUCGCGGGUUUAUGGCUUCCUCCGUGCCUUCUCCACACUUAUUCCCUUCAAAUAGACCUGAGGUCUUGAAAACUUUCCUACUUCCCAUUGCUAAUCCAAAUACAUUUUUUGGUGCCUCGUCAAGAAAAAUGCCUUCACUGGAAUCAAAUUUUGUGCUUUCCACAGGCCAAGGGGAAUUGCCCGAUUACGGCAAUGAGCUCGUCUUCCAACGGAACCGACUCCCGGCCCGAGCAUAUCACAUUCCCGCAACGUCGCUUCUCCUUAAUGGGACGUGGGACUUUCAAUACGCCACUAAUCCGCUGGAGGCGCCAGAGCCCAGAAAGCACGAUUCAAGAGUAAGCAGUGACAUAGAGAGUGUCCUUGAGGGCACCACUUUGGACACUCCGGACCAUUCGAUUCAGGAUACUGAAUCAAGCCUCCAAGCACCAGACCUUGAGUGGACUAAAAUCAACGUGCCCGGACAUUGGCAGCUCCAGGGACAUGGCAGGCCUCAGUACACGAAUGUGAUAUAUCCAUUCCCGGUGUGCCCGCCGCAUGUGCCCACAGAAAACCCGACGGGCACAUACCGCCGCACUUUCUCCGUGCCAUCGGCUUGGGACGAAUCUUCCCAGUUGAGACUCCGAUUUGAAGGCGUUGACAGCAGCUUUCAUGUUUGGGUCAAUGGACAUCCUGCCGGCUACCACCAAGGAUCGCGGAACCCGAGCGAGUUUGACGUUAGUGCCUUUGUGACGAGGGAUUCUAUCAAUGAGAUCUCGGUACGGGUUUAUCAGUGGUGCGACGGGUCUUAUAUUGAAGACCAAGAUCAAUGGUGGUUAUCAGGAAUAUACAGAGAUGUAUACCUACUUGCGUUUCCUGGAGAGGCUCGCAUUGAGGAUUUCUUCGUGAAGACUAUCCUUGACGAGCAAUAUAAGGACGCAACGUUGGCGGUAUCGCUGGAUCUGGCGCUGACCGUUGAUGUUGAAGUCUCCUUAAGGCUCAGAGACUCCGCUCAGGGCAACCAGAUUGUGAAAUCAGACACAUUUUCCGUCCAGGCCGACAAGUCAAAAAUUGAUUUAUCUCUUCAAAUUCCUGCACCAAGAAAGUGGACUGCUGAGACUCCCACGUUAUAUGGCCUUGAGAUCACCCUUCGCUCAAAAGCUCUGGACAAGACUUUGCAAACAAUUUCACACAACGUCGGCUUCAGGUCUGUUGAACUCAAAGAUGGUCUAAUGUGUGUUAAUGGAUCGCCUAUCCUUCUACGUGGCGUGAACCGACAUGACCACCAUCCUCACCAUGGUCGGGCGGUUCCGUUGUCAUUCAUAAAGAAGGACCUUCUUCUAAUGAAACAGUACAACGUCAAUGCUCUUCGUUGUUCUCAUUACCCUUCCCAUCCGCGACUCUAUGAGCUGUGUGAUGAGCUUGGCCUGUGGGUUAUGGACGAAGCGGAUUUGGAGUGCCACGGGUUUUACGAUGCCAUCGCCAGACCGCUUAACAUUCCGGAAGAAAUGGACUACGGUGAACGCAAGAAGCUUGCGUUCCCUCAAGCCGCUGCAUUCACAUCGGAUAACGAUGUGUGGAAAGACCAGUACAUCGAUCGCAUGGAACAGGUUCUGCACCGGGACAAGAAUCACGCAUCUAUCAUUAUCUGGUCUCUAGGGAACGAAGCGUUUUACGGAAAGAAUCACCAAGCCAUGUACGAUUAUGCCAAACGUGUCGAUCCAGGCCGCCUUGUUCACUAUGAGGGUGACGCAGAUGCCCAGAGUGCCGAUAUGUUUUCAUACAUGUAUCCUUCGGUAGAGACGCUACUUAAACUAUCGAAAACGGCUGGCGUGGACGGCGAUAAGUUUGAGAAACCAAUGAUUCUCUGCGAGUAUGCCCAUGCGAUGGGCAAUGGCCCAGGAGGCCUCGAGGACUAUCAGGAAGCUUUCAGAGAUAACAAGAGGCUCCAGGGUGGAUAUAUAUGGGAGUGGGCCAAUCAUGGUUUAUGGACAGGGUCCGAAUCGGAACGAGGUGGGUUUUACGCUUACGGAGGUGAUUUUGGGGACACUCCAAACGAUAAUACAUUUGUCAUGGAUGGGUUAUGUUUUAGCAACCAUACGCCUACUCCUGGUUUAGUAGAGUUCAAAAAAGUUAUAGAGCCAGUUAGAGCUUCAGUGAGGGACGAAGAUAUCAUUAUUGAGAACGGCUACGACUUUGUUGAUCUGCAGCACUUGGUUGCCGUAUACAAGUUGGAAUCUUUCACCGAUAGUACUCAAAUAGGACCAUCUGGCGAGCUGCCUCUUCCUGACGUCAAGCCCGGCGAAACAGCUACAGUGCGUCUUUCCCAGGAUAUUCUUGACUACCUGAAAGCGUCGGGCGGGUGGUUAACGGUGAGCUUCCGCCUUCGAGCCUCGACUUCUUGGGCCGAUGCUGGCCACGAAAUAGCCUGGUUCCAGCAUCGUCUUAUCCAGACCGAUUCUCCCACAGCUUCCGUACCUCAAUAUCCGGCCUCUCAAUCCAGCGCUCUCCAACUCCGCAGUUCAAAAGUUGAAUAUUCCGUUGGAAAUUCCGACUUCGACAUUAGAUUUUGCCGCGCACGCGGGUCUAUAACAUCGUGGACUGUGGGGGGAGUCCCACUCCUUGCCCUCGACCCGGAGACCCGAGCAGCUAUUAUACCAGGAUUCUGGCGCAGUCCAACUGAUAAUGAUCGCCCCAAAGACUACCUAUACUGGACGCACUAUGGCCUUGAUAUGCUCACUUCUCAGUUGCGCGAUUUCACCAUCGAGAGUGUCGAUGCAUCCACAAUCCACCUGAAGAUCAAAACUUACAUUUCUCCUCCCAUUCUCGCUUGGGGAUUUGACUGUACUCUAACUUAUACGAUUUCUUCAUCCGGCUCUGUGAGGAUAAAAGCACAUAUCCUUCCAUGCGGGCCAUUUCCCGCCUAUCUUCCACGCGUUGGUCUCGAUGUUCGCCUCGCGAAGAACCUGGAGAACGCAUCUUGGUUCGGACUAGGUCCUGGCGAGUCAUACGCUGACAAGCGCUCCGCUCAACGAGUUGGGAUCUGGGACAAGACGGUCGAGGAACUGCACACGCCUUAUGAAGUGCCGCAGGAGAACGGGAACAGGAUGGAUACGAGAUGGGUGAAGAUGGCUAGCCAGUCAGGGGCGGGAAUCCAGGCUUCGAGAGUCUCUGAAACGGGCGAUGGUAUGCUUCAGUGGGCAGCAAGCCAGUAUUCUCCAAAGGUGCUUGAGAAGGCAAGACACCCCAGAGAUUUGGUGGUUGAGGAUGAUGGGGCGGUGUUGUGGAGAGUUGACGUGGAGGGUGCUGGGGUUGGGUCAGCAGCUUGCGGGCCGGGGGUCGCGGAGGGCUCGAUGGUCAAGUGUGAGGAGGUCGAGUUCGAGAUCGUACUUGAUGGCGUGUUGGCAUGAAUUGCAAUCGCGAAGAAUUUGCGGGC
Messenger RNA from Pseudogymnoascus verrucosus, 3692 nucleotides. RefSeq lists its product as uncharacterized. NCBI's taxonomy places the organism in Eukaryota, Fungi, Ascomycota, Leotiomycetes, Thelebolales, Thelebolaceae. Gene Ontology annotation, biological process: lactose catabolic process. The coding region runs from base 10 to 3666 and encodes 1218 amino acids. The transcript has 3 exons. Gene Ontology annotation, cellular component: beta-galactosidase complex. The record is from RefSeq and is a predicted model, not a curated record. Gene Ontology annotation, molecular function: beta-galactosidase activity; carbohydrate binding.